CUUUUUUCUUCCAUUUCUCUGCACUUGAUUCUCUCUCUAAUUGUUGGAGACGGCUUUGACUAUCAUGCCCUUGCUUUUGAUACCUGAAGAGUAAGAGAUUGUUCAAGUUAUUUAAGUGAAAAAGCCACAUCCAGAGAAAUGAAGAGGAAAUCGCCAGUUCAACUUGAAGCUCUUGAGAGUUUUUAUUUGGAGCAAAUGUAUCCGACUCCUAAGGAAAUGGAGGACUUGGGCAAGUCUAUAGGCUUAACAGUGAAGGAAGUACGUGGAUGGUUCAAGAGAAGGAGGAGUAGAGGGAAAAGUGUAAAAUCCAUGGCGAAUGAUGGGUUGGGAGCAAAGAAUCCUCAGACAUACGAUAGAUCCAUCAUGAGGAGUUCCACAUCUUCCAGAUGCGUUGGACCAGCUGUUGAGGAAAGAUGUAGUAUGGGAACAAGGAAAGCCACUUGUCAAACGUUGUUGCCUUCAUCACAUAUUUUGGCUAAGAUUUUUCGAAAGGACGGUCCAUCGCUUGGUUUUGAAUUUGAUCAUCUCCCGUCGGGAGCUCGCAAAGCUUCUUGGCUGGGCACUUCAUCUGUCGAUCAACAGAAACAGAGAGUGGCAAGAAAGAGAAAGAUUUCUGAGCUGAUGGAUCGCACCAGUCAGGAUUGCAUUAAAGAGAAUGGUACUGUGAUGAAACAUGGUGUUGGAAAGGGUUUGAUGACUGUAUGGCGGGUAAUGAAUCCCAACAGGAGGGAUGUAUCUCCUUGCGUUGAUUUAUUGUACGAAAGAGCUACAUUACCUCAAAGCUUAGCACGUAAUCCCCCACAUCAAAAGAAAAAGCAAAGACAUUUAGCAUCAAUACUGAAGCAGAAAUUGUUGCAGAAGAAGUCGACAGAAAAGAAGAGGCGUUCUAUAAAUAGAGAGGCGGAAUUAAACAAAGAUGAAACUCAAAGGGCAUUUAAAGAAAACUGUGAGCUUGCCGCGGACGGGGAGGUAUUUAAAGAAACCUGCCAAACAAUUUCGAUACUAGUGGAUGAUGAAGAAUUAGAGAUGCGUGAGCGACAGGAGCGAGGAAAUCCUUUGACAUGUUCAUGCCAUCAUCCUAGUAGUGGCUCUCAUGGUUGUUUUCUUUGCAAAGAUUUACUGCCCAAGUUUCCCCCAAAUUCUGUUCAGAUGAGGGUGCCUUUUGGUUUGCAUCCAUGGAAUUCUUCCCCAGAGUCUGUGAAGAAACUGUUUAAGGUUGUCCAUUUCCUUUAUACUUAUUCAGUAACUCUUGAUAUAUGUCCUUUUACACUCGAUAACUUCACGCGGGCAUUUCACGAUAAGGAUUCCUUGCUCCUUGGUAAAAUUCAUCUUUCCCUGCUGAAGUUACUUUUGCUUGAUAUUGAAACCGAGCUGCAAAGGGGAUCUUUUUCAAACUUGAGUAUAUCAUGCAAGUUUCUAGCCCUGCUUCAGUCGGUUGAGAGCCAAAUUCUUAUUCUUGAUAUGUGGAGGGAUUCAUUAAAUUCUCUUACAUGGACGGAAAUAUUGCGCCAGAUAUUGGUUGCCGCUGGUUAUGGCUCAGUGAAGUGUGCUGUUCAAUCAGAAGAUUUAAGUAAGGAAAGGAGACUCAUGAAAAAGUAUGGCCUUCGUCUUGGAACGUUAAAGGGUGAAUUAUUUAGAAUGCUUAAUGAUAAAGGCAAUAAUGGCUUGAAAAUAUCCGAGUUAGCCAAUGCUCCAGAGGUUGCUGUGCUAAAUUUUGCAACUGCGCCAGAAGAACGAGAGAAUUCAAUAUGUUCAACUCUAGCAAGUGAUAUUACAUUGUUCGAAAAGAUAUCAGAAUCAACAUAUCGUGUACGUGUUAAUUUUUUCUCUGAGGACCCUGACAAGAGCCAGUCUGAUUCGGACAACUCUGGGAGUGUUGAUGAUGAAUCUGAUGAUUGCUCAAUUAGUUCUGGUGAUGAAAUUGAACAUGUUCCAGAAAAUCCUGCAUUUCGAAAAGUUAAGUGUAGGAAAAGGCGGAAGCAUAAAAGUAAAACGUGGGAAGUAUGUAGUGAGAUUGAUGAAAGCCAUCCCGGAGAACCAUGGCUGUUGGGGCUAAUGGAAGGGGAAUAUUCAGACCUAAGAAUUGAAGAGAAGUUAGAUGUUUUUGUGGCUUUGAUUGAUCUUCUUAGUUCUGGUUCCACUAUCAGAAUGGAGGAUCUACCGAGAGCUAUGGUUGACUGUGCCCCUAGUAUCUAUAGUCAUGGUUCUGGUGGAAAAAUUAAGAGAUCCUCCUCUAAUCAGUACAGCUAUCCACGUGGAUCAUGGGUCCAUGGAGGAGAGCUUCAUGGAAUGAAAGCGCUAUCUAAAUUGUCUGAUUCUCAUCCAGUUGAUUCUUCAUCAAUUGUGGGGGCCUUUGCAAAGCUGGCUGGAGAUAAAGCUAAUAUUGUUCACCCUAUGCAAUCUGUGUACCUUGGGUCUGAUCGUAGGUUCAACAGGUACUGGCUUUUCUUAGGCCCAUGCAAUGCAAAUGACCCUGGUCAUAGGUGUGUGUUCUUUGAAUCUUCUGAAGAUGGUCAUUGGGAAGUUAUCAACAACAAGGAGGCUUUGCGGGCGCUGUUGUCAGUUUUGGACGAUAGGGGCAGACGGGAAGCUCGUCUUAUUGAGUCGUUGGAGAAACGGGAAAGUUUUCUUUGUCAAGCCAUGCUGAAUAGACAGGUGACCCAGUCGGAGUCAGCCCAUUUCACAGACAUAGUCAGAGAGGAUAGUUCUUCACCGGUUUCUGAUAUAGACAACAACCUAUGUCUUAGUGAUAUUGCAAAUGAUCAAUUCUCCUCGCAACAUGCGGCUAUAGUAUUUGAGAUUGGAAGUAAGCAGGAGAAAAGCCUAUUGUGGAGCCUUCUUCAAGAGUUUGAUGAAUGGAUAUGGGCUAAUUUUAAUUUUAAUCUAAAUGCUGUUAAACACCGCCGAAGAUCCUACCUUGAUUCACUUACUAGGUGUAAGAGUUGCCAUGAUUUGUAUUGGAGAGAUGAGAAGCACUGUAAGAUUUGUCAUGCCACGUUUGAGGUUGAUAUAGAUCUUGAAGAAAGAUAUGCAAUUCAUGCGGCCACAUGUAGUAGGAAAGAAGAGUGUGAUACAUUUCCGGAUCAUAAAGUUCUAUCUUCCCAGUUGCAAUCACUAAAGGCUGCAGUAUAUGCCAUUGAGUCUGCUAUGCCUGAAGAUGCCUUGAUUGGUGCAUGGAGAAAGUCAGCUCAUAGGUUAUGGGCCAAAAGACUUCGGCGAAGCUCAUCUGUGUCUGAAAUUACGCAGGUAAUUGGUGACUUUGUUGGGGCAAUCAAUGAAGAUUGGGUAUGGCACUCUAGUGAUCAAGGGCAGACUUUAAUGGGAGAAAUCAUAAAUUGCUUCCCUUCAAUGCCUCAAACAACUUCUGCGAUUGCUCUCUGGUUGGUAAAAUUGGAUACCUUGAUUGCUCCCUAUGUGGAAAAAGCUCAACCUGAGAGGAAUCAACCAUUAUGCCGGACCAGAAAUACAAGUAGGCGAGCGUCUAAGCGGUAGUUGUAGCUAAUCAUCUGGACAUCAAGGACGGCGAUAGAAUAGAGGAAGAAGAUUGUAUAGAGGAAGAAUGUUUAGUUCGUGCAUUAUCCAAUAACAUUGGAAAAUUCUA
Arabidopsis arenosa is the source of this 3601-nucleotide messenger RNA. Lineage: Eukaryota; Viridiplantae; Streptophyta; Magnoliopsida; Brassicales; Brassicaceae. The record is from the annotation of a GenBank genome assembly.